Molecule: messenger RNA, 6155 nt
Organism: Boleophthalmus pectinirostris (great blue-spotted mudskipper)
Lineage: Eukaryota; Metazoa; Chordata; Actinopteri; Gobiiformes; Gobiidae
Gene: rock2a
Product: rho-associated, coiled-coil containing protein kinase 2a
Exons: 32
Coding region: 791-4915 (1374 amino acids)
Biological process (GO): peptidyl-threonine phosphorylation; positive regulation of centrosome duplication; regulation of actin cytoskeleton organization
Cellular component (GO): cytoskeleton; cytoplasm; centrosome
Molecular function (GO): small GTPase binding; ATP binding; Rho-dependent protein serine/threonine kinase activity
Source: RefSeq, a predicted model, not a curated record
GCAGAGGGAGGAGGAGAGAUCCAGAGACUUCAGUCUUGGCCGUGUAGAUGUGCCAGUAGAUUACAAAGAAUAACUGACUCUUGUGGACUUUUUGUUUUCGAGUGAAAGUACUUUUUACAUGAUCUUUCGUCCAGCAAAGCGCAGAAGACGAAUACGAAAAUGAACGAGAGGAUCCAGGAAGAGCGUGUUUGGUUAUUAAAAAUUCAGCGCGGGAGAGCGGACUUGGGGGCUUUUUCGGGUGACUUGUGGCUGCUCUGAGGAUACUACACACCAUCAGGAUUGAAACGCUGUUGAAUGGGGUGAAGCGGAGCGGAUAUUCGUGUUUGAACCGUCCUAAAGCAUUUCCAAGCGGCCAAAAAGAAGCGAGAGGAAGGGGAGGAGAGGGGGCGCACAGAAAACGCCCUGCUGCCGCUGCCGCUGCCUGUUGCUGCUGCUGCUGCUAUCUCCCAAUUCAAACUUUAUCGCCGAGUUAGAAAAAUGAAUCUUUCACUCGACAAGAGGUGAUAGUCCAGCUGUAAUGUUGUAUUAACCACCACAAACCCACUCAGCGAGCUAACCAGAGCGUCCUUCGCUGGCAAGUUUUCGAAAAGCGGGAGUCUGCUUUGGGAAUAUUUUCUCCUCAUUGUGCACACUAGCUAUUCCUGUUGGGGGCGAUUUGGGUGGGCUGUGGGAGCCUGGGCUGCUGUGCUAGGCCCGGGGCCAUUAGCCAGAGACAAAGUGGCUCAUGUAAACAGAACAAACUUGAGGAUUUGACCCAGCUCUGAACUGUCGGACCGCCGCAGCCGUGGACAUGUCCGUGGGCGCAGAAAGGAGGAUGGAGACCCGGCUGAAGAAGCUAGAGGACAUGAUACGCGAUCCCAGGUCUGCCAUAAACCUGGAAAGUUUACUGGAUUCCAUGAAUGCUUUAGUCUUAGACUUGGACUACCCCGCACUACGCAAAAACAAAAACAUCGACACAUUCCUAAACAGAUAUGAAAGGGUCAUAGGUCAAAUUCGAGACCUGCAGAUGAAGUCUGAAGAUUUUGAAAGGGUCAAAGUUAUUGGUCGGGGAGCGUUUGGGGAAGUCCAACUGGUUAGACACAAAGCAUCUCAGAAAGUCUACGCUAUGAAGCUGCUCAGCAAAUUUGAAAUGAUCAAACGUUCAGAUUCUGCCUUUUUCUGGGAGGAGAGGGACAUCAUGGCAUUUGCAAACAGCCCCUGGGUCGUACAGUUGUGCUGUGCCUUCCAAGACGAGCACUAUCUGUUCAUGGUGAUGGAGUACAUGCCUGGAGGAGACCUGGUAAACCUCACCAGCACAUACGACGUACCGGAGAAAUGGGCGCGGUUCUACACAGCUGAGGUGGUCAUGGCUCUAGACGCCAUUCACUCCAUGGGCUUCAUCCACCGCGAUGUCAAACCAGACAACAUGCUGCUGGAUUGCCACGGACACCUCAAACUGGCAGACUUUGGCACGUGCAUGAAAAUGGACUCCACUGGCAUGGUGCAUUGUGACACAGCUGUUGGAACUCCAGAUUACAUUUCUCCAGAGGUUUUAAAAUCUCAGGGAGGAGACGGUUACUAUGGAAGAGAGUGUGACUGGUGGUCUGUCGGGGUCUUCAUUUAUGAAAUGCUUGUUGGUGACACACCGUUUUAUGCUGACUCUCUGGUUGGAACCUACAGUAAGAUUAUGGACCAUAAGAAUUCCCUCAACUUCCCAGAUGAUGUGGAAAUCUCCAAUAAUGCCAAAAAUAUCAUCUGUGCCUUUCUGACUGACAGGGAUGUCCGGUUGGGUAGAAAUGGUGUAGAAGAAAUCAAACGGCAUCCUUUUUUCAGGAAUGAUAUUUGGACAUUUGACACCAUACGAGAAGCGGUUGCUCCUGUGGUCCCGGAGCUGAGCAGUGACAUUGACACCAGUAACUUUGAUGAGAUCGAAGAGGACAAAGGCGAUGUUGAAACAUUCCCCACCCCUAAAGCUUUUGUUGGAAACCAGUUGCCUUUCGUCGGCUUCACGUACUUCAAAGAGGAUCAGUUAUUAAAUGCUUCCAAUAAUUCCUCUGUAACGCAUGAGAAUUCAAAAGGAGAGUCAGCAGCAUUGCAAAAGAAACUCCAUCAGAUUGAGGUCCAGCUCAACAAUGAGAAGCAAGUAAAAGAUGACUUUGAACAUAAAUACAGAGCUGCCAGUAGUCGCUUGGACAAAAUCUCCAAAGAACUUGAAGAAGAGGUCACCACAAGGAAAAACCUGGAGUCGAAUCUGAGGCAGUUGGAGAGGGAGAAGGCCCUGCUGCAGCACAAGACCCUGGAGAGCCACCGUAAGGCAGAGAAUGAGGCUGACCGCAAACGCUGCCUGGAGAAUGAAGUCAACAGUCUUCGGGACCAGUUGGAGGAUAUGAAGAAGCGCAACCAAAAUUCACACAUUUCCAAUGAAAAGAACCUACACCUACAAAAACAGCUUGAAGAGGCGAAUGCUUUACUGCGCGCAGAGUCAGAGGCAGCAACGCGGCUGCGUAAAACUCAGGCGGAUAACAGCAAACAGCUGCAGCAGCUGGAGGCCAACGUGCGUGAGCUGCAGGACAAGUGCUGCAUCCUGGAGCGCAGCAAACACAGCCUGGAGAAAGAGUGCAUCAGUCUGCAGGCCGCUCUGGAGGGAGAGAGGAGGGAGCAUAGCCAGGGCUCCGAGACCAUCACCGACCUCAUGGCACGCAUUUCCAGCUUGGAAGAGGAGGCUCGCCAGCAGAGACAAGCCAUGUCUAAACUUGAGACUGAGAAGAGACAGCUUCAAGAGAAAUUUAACGAACUUGAGAAGGAAAAAAGCAAUAAGGAGAUAGACCUAACAUACAAGCUGAAGGUUCUGCAGCAGGAGCUUGAACAGGAGGGGGCAGCACACAAAGCCACCAGGGCCAUGCUGGCAGACAAAAGCAAGAUCAAAGUUACUAUUGAGGGAGCAAAGUCAGAGUCAACGAAGGAAUUAGAGCAGAAGUUAGCGGAGGAGCGUUCGGCUAAAAUGCGUCUGGAAAACCGUAUCCUGGAGCUGGAGAAACACAGCAGUAUGAUGGACUGUGACUACAAACAAGCUUUGCAGAAACUAGAUGAGCUGCGUAGACACAAGGACAAUCUCACAGAGGAGGUGAAGAACUUGACCUUGAAAAUCGAACAGGAGACCCAAAAGCGCAGUCUGACGCAGAAUGACCUGAAGGCACAGAACCAGCAGCUCAACUCCCUGAGAACCUCAGAGAAGCAGCUCAAACAAGAGAUGAACCACCUGCUGGACAUAAAGCGCAGUCUGGAAAAGCAGAACCAAGAGCUGCGCAAGGAAAGGCAAGACACAGAUGGACAAAUGAAGGAAUUACAAGAUCAGUUAGAAGCUGAGCAGUAUUUCUCUACACUGUACAAGACCCAGGUGCGUGAACUGAAGGAGGAGUGCGAGGAGAAGAAUAAACUUUAUAAGGAAGUGCAACAGUCUCUGCAAGAGCUACAGGAAGAGCGGGACUCUUUGGCGGCGCAGUUGGAGAUUACACUGACAAAGGCUGACUCGGAGCAGCUAGCCCGGUCCAUCGCUGAGGAGCAGUACUCAGACUUGGAGAAGGAGAAGAUCAUGAAGGAGCUGGAGCUGAAGGAGAUGAUGGCACGACACAGACAGGAGCUUUCAGAAAAAGACAUCACCAUCAACUCGCUGGAAGAAGCCAAUCGCACCCUCACCAGUGAUGUCGCCAAUCUGGCCAAUGAAAAGGAGGAGCUCAACAACAAAUUGAAGGAUAUGCUAGAAGAAGCUGAGAAGUCGAAGGAUUGGGAGCAGCAGAUCAGCCAGAUGAAACAAGCAUUUGAAAAGCAGCUGCAGUCUGAGAGGACGCUGAAAACUCAGGCUGUCAACAAGCUGGCUGAGAUCAUGAACAGGAAGGAGGUGCGUGGAGGAGGUAGUCGCCGCGGUAACGACACAGACAUGAGGCGAAAGGAGAAGGAGAACAGGAAGUUACAGCUGGAGCUGAGGUCAGAGAAGGAAAAACUCAACAGCACAAUCAUCAAAUACCAGAGAGAGAUCAACGAGAUGCAGGCGCAAUUGGCUGAUGAGAGCCAGAACCGCAUUGAGCUGCAGAUGGCACUGGACAGUAAAGACAGCGAUAUCGAACAACUCAGGAACCUCCUACAGUCGCUCAGUGUUCAAUCAAUGGACUCCACCAGCAUCAGCAGCGGGCCUGAGUUUGACACUGACGACGCAUACACAGAAACCAGACUUGAAGGUUGGCUGUCUCUUCCUGUUAGAAACAACACUAAGAAGUUUGGAUGGGAGAAGAAGUAUGUUGUAGUGAGCAGCAAAAAGAUACUUUUCUACAACAGUGAACAAGACCGAGAGCAGUCUCUUCCUUACAUGGUUCUGGAUAUAGACAAACUCUUUCAUGUGAGACCUGUCACCCAAACAGAUGUAUACAGGGCUGAUGCCAAAGAAAUCCCCAGGAUAUUUCAGAUUCUCUAUGCCAAUGAGGGGGAGAGCAAAAAGGAGAGUGAGGAGCAGCUGCCCAUUGGAGAAAAGUCCAGUUACAUCUGCCACAAAGGCCAUGAGUUCCUGCCCACCCUGUACCACUUCCCCACCAACUGUGAAGCCUGCACCAAACCGCUGUGGAACAUGUUCAAGCCCCCGCCCGCUCUCGAGUGCCGCCGCUGCCACAUCAAAUGCCACAAGGACCACAUGGACAAGAAGGAGGACAUUGUUGCACCAUGUAAAGUCAAUUACGAUGUGUCCACGGCCAAGAACCUGCUGCUGCUGGCGAUAUCCCAAGAGGAACAGCAGAAAUGGGUGAGUCGUUUGGUGAAGAAGAUCCCAAAGAAGGCAGCCGGAUCAGAGCAGUUUGCACGCUCCUCACCGCGCUCCACCAUGAAGGUCCAGGCCAGCCAGUCCAUGAGGAGGCCCAGCAGACAGCUCCCGACCAGCAAGAGCAGUUAACCUUGCUUCGGAGCGUGGUGCCUCUUCAUUGUGGUGGGAUGCAGUCAGUUCCUCCUAAGACUCGAUAAAAAGCAAAGAGACACAAAACUCAACUCUGCUUGUUCUGCCUCACCCUUGAUGGCAAUCAUUUUUCAUCUCACCUGUGAGCCUCCCUGUAAGCUGUACAUCUGUUAUGGGGCAGCUGGCCCCAAUCCAACAGUGGAUUACAUUUCACCAACCCAAAUGCCCUAAACCACCACACAGCUUUUCGGCAAGACACAGUUCACCUCUGCAUCACUCAUCACAAGGCACUGUUGGACUGAAGGAAAAGUGGACUCUUCCUCACCUCCUAUGGGGACUAUUAUGGCCAAAAAAGACUUCUUGUGUUUGUGUAUUAUGAAGAUUCUAAAGGGGAACACUACAGGUUAAAUUUAGAAUCUUAAUGCAGCCUAACGUCAUUGGCUGUACUUUAUAAAAGUGUGCAGUUGUUGCUAGUAGCCUUGUUUUUAGAUGUGUGUCCGCACACAUUGGUAACAUGUAUAAGGUACUUGCAUAAACAUUUGAGGAGUGUUUGGGCAUUGCAUUCACAUUCCUGUAAGAUUCUCCUAUUCCACUGGUGUGACAAACAUUCUGCUCUGGAUUAGAUCCACGUCCUUGCCAUCAGUUUUAAGGGUGUAAUUGUUUGAAUGUACUUCUGGCUUGACCAGAUAUCACAUAGGCAUUAUAUGUAGUUGUUUCCAAAAGUACUUGACUGAACGUUCUUGAUCACGUACUAUCAUGAGUGGACUUGUGUUUACCUUCUCACUCACUUAAGUGAAGUAAACUGUGGGCCGCCACUAUCUGCAAUGGAGUCAUGCGGCUUUUCUCACAGAUAUGAGGGUAUUUAAGAGAGAAACAGAGGUAUGCAAUCAGUUUUUCAACACAAAAGCAGCACUAUUCUACUUAGUUUUCUAAAAGUGUUUGUCAUUAUAUUUUUGUAUUCAAAGUACCAGAUGCUUGGUUUGGGCACAUCAUGUAUGUGGCUGAAAGAGCAUGUGUAGAGUUGUGUGUGUUGAGUGUGAACUGAGUGCUCUCCUUUAACCAGAAGCAUGUUUUAUACAUAUAAAUAUACACAGUAUAUAUUUUACAGGCCAUACAGUGCACAUUAUAUUAUUUAUACAGCCUUGUCCACUUUGUAUUUAAGGGCUCUACAACAAUUGCAUGUUUGCUUCCAAACUGCUCUAUAAAAGUAACCACUUAAACAAUAAAGACAUGGAUGUGC